Frieseomelitta varia is the source of this 2625-nucleotide messenger RNA. It is a transcript of the gene Gp93, whose product is annotated as endoplasmin. The transcript has 4 exons. Lineage: Eukaryota; Metazoa; Arthropoda; Insecta; Hymenoptera; Apidae. Gene Ontology annotation, molecular function: ATP binding; ATP-dependent protein folding chaperone; ATP hydrolysis activity. Bases 111 to 2504 code for a protein of 797 amino acids. Gene Ontology annotation, biological process: protein folding. The record is from RefSeq and is a predicted model, not a curated record.
UAUAUCAAAGCGUCGCGGGCAAGAUUAUAUGACAGUCGGCAUAAAACAGUGAAUCGUGGUAUUUCGCUUUUUUUUCCACUACCGCUAUUUGUGAAUCUUGCACGGUAGCAAUGAAAAAAGCGCUAUUAUUAUUGUCGGUCCUGUUCUUUGUAGCAGGAUUUGUUAAAGCAGAAAAUUUGGAGGAGGAUGUUGGAACCGUGGAAAACGAUUUGGGUGCCAGCCGUGAAGGAUCUCGUACUGAUAAUGAAGUAGUUCAAAGGGAGGAGGAAGCAAUCAAAUUAGAUGGAUUAAAUGUUGCUCAAGUAAAGGAACUUCGAGAAAAAGCUGAGAAGUUCAUGUUCCAAACUGAGGUCAAUCGUAUCAUGAAACUUAUCAUCAACUCUUUGUAUCGCAAUAAAGAUAUCUUCCUAAGGGAGUUGAUAUCCAACGCAUCAGACGCAUUAGAUAAAAUCAGACUGCUCUCGCUUACUGAUAAAAAUGUCUUGGAUACCAAUCCAGAGUUGGCAAUUUGGAUAAAAUCCGACAAAGAGAACAAGAUAUUGAGCAUAACUGACUCUGGUAUUGGUAUGACCAAGAAUGAGUUGAUCAACAAUCUUGGAACCAUUGCAAAGUCAGGAACAGCUGAGUUCUUAAGCAAAAUGCAAGAUACUUCCAACAAUCAAGAUCUGAAUGAUAUGAUCGGCCAAUUCGGGGUUGGUUUUUAUUCUGCAUUCCUGGUUUCCCACACAGUAGUUGUUACUUCAAAACAUAAUGACGAUAAGCAAUAUAUCUGGGAAUCUGAUAGUAGCAGCUACAGUAUUGUAGAACAUCCUAAAGGAGACACAUUGAAGAGAGGAACUAGAGUAAGCUUGCAUUUGAAAGAUGAGGCAUUGGAUUUCCUAGAGGAGGAUACCAUUAAAAAUCUUGUAAAGAAAUACUCGCAAUUCAUCAAUUUCCCUAUCUAUCUCUGGAGUAGCAAGGUCGUUCAGGUAGACGAAGAUGACGUGGAUGAGAACGUUCCAGCUUCUAAGGAAGAUGAGAGUAAGAAAGAAGAGUCUGAAGACAAGGUGGACGAAGAGGAAGAUGCAAAAGUAGAAGACGCAGAGGAAGAGAAAAAGACGAAGAAGGUUGAUAAAACUAUUUGGGAUUGGGAGCUUUUGAAUGAUUCUAAACCGAUAUGGACUCUGAAGCCGUCUGAAGUCGAGGACAAAGAUUACAAUGACUUUUAUAAGGCAUUGACAAAGGACACUCAGGAUCCUCUAGCAAAGAUUCACUUCGUAGCAGAGGGUGAAGUCACCUUCAAGUCUCUUCUCUUCAUCCCUAAAGUACAACCAAGUGACAGCUUCAAUCGUUAUGGCACUAAAGCAGACAAUAUCAAAUUGUACGUCAGGAGAGUUUUCAUUACAGAUAAAUUCACAGAUAUGAUGCCCAACUAUUUGUCCUUCAUUCGUGGUAUCGUCGAUAGCGACGACUUGCCAUUGAACGUCUCUCGUGAGAAUCUGCAGCAGCACAAACUUAUCAAAGUAAUUAAAAAGAAGCUAAUUAGAAAGGUGUUGGAUAUGAUCAAAAAGAUUCCCAAGGACGAUUACGAAAAAUUCUGGAAAGAGUACAGUACCAACAUCAAACUGGGUGUGAUCGAAGAUGCACAGAAUAGAGCUAGAUUGUCCAAACUCCUGUUGUUCCAGUCCUCCAUACAGAAAGGCGCUACGUCACUGUCAGAGUAUGUGUCUCGAAUGAAGCCUAAUCAACAGUACAUUUAUUACAUUGCUGGUUCUUCCGAAGAGGAAGUGAAAAAGUCACCAUUCGUAGAAAGAUUAGAUAAGAAAGGAUAUGAGGUUUUGUACCUUACCGAAGCUGUUGACGAAUAUGCCAUUUCUGCUCUCCCUGAAUUUGAUGGCAAGAAGUUCCAGAACGUAGCCAAGGAAGGCUUCUCGCUUGACGAGGGAAAGAAGGCCAAGGAGAGGAUGGAACAAUUGAAAACUACCUUCGAACCACUGGUCAAGUGGUUGAAUGAUAUUCUAAAGGAUCAGAUCAGCAAGACUCAAGUAUCUGAACGUCUCACGGACUCGCCGUGUGCCCUAGUUGCUAGUAUGUUCGGAUGGACAGGUAACAUGGAGAGACUGGCCAUUUCAAACGCUCAUCAGAAGACUGACGACCCACAGAAAAAUUACUACUUAAACCAGAAAAAGACCUUAGAAAUCAAUCCGAGGCAUCCGCUUAUUAGGGAACUUCUGCACAGAGUGGAAAUUGAUAGCACUGAUCAGACAGCUAAGGAUAUCGCGUUAAUGAUGUUCAGAACGGCUACCCUUCGAUCUGGCUACAUGCUCAGAGAAACUGCCAGUUUUGCUGACAGUGUGGAACAGCUGAUGAGAAAGACCUUAGGCAUUUCUCUAGACGAAGUUCCUGAAGAAGAAGAGCUGCUGGAGGAAGAAUCCAGCUCGACGGAGAAACAAGAAUCGGAGAAGGUCGUAGAUAUAGAUGCGAACGAAGAUGAACAAGACGAAGAAAAACACGAUGAAUUAUAAUCGAGAAUUGUAUCACACGUUAGAUUAUAAUUUUCUAGUUGUAUGGCUAUACAAUGUAUAGUGAUCAUUAUCAUUGAAGGUGCAACUGUGUUGUUGCGAGCAAGAUAAAUUAUUGUACAUA